CCAGAACGCACUUUAUUCCGAGAAAGAGAGAGACGCGGAUCCGUUAUGCACCUCAGACGGGCCUUCGAUAGGCCCGAUGAUGAACACCUGGCGUGUCAGUCCACCCGACUCGAGACGAGACAACUGCCAGCUUAAUUUAGGAGUGUGACUAAUUAAAACGGGCCCGUAAUGGAAGGCACGCACACGGUGCUGCGUCUGUACAAACCCAUCCAGGAGCUGUGCUUCAUCAGUCUCUACUUCCCAACGAGGAAAUCCCGAGGUUUCUCCCGAGCUGGCCAAACCCGGCCUCAGGAUGAAGACGCUAAACAAAGAGGCCAGUAUUACUGCGAGGCGACAAAAGAAGCGGUCGCGCAGCUCAACUGGCUCACCGCAGAACACCAUCAGCUGCUGACGGACCUCCUGUCUUUAUGCAGCGACUGCGCAGACAGGAUUAAAAUGGGAAAGCAGGAUGGAAAGCUCCUGGAAGGAUACGGGCAAGGUGAUGUUAGUAGCGCUUUUUCUCUGUCCCCAGAGCAUAAGAGAGCAGCUUCAAGAGUUCGUAAGCUGAAGAAGCUGGGUUCUAAGAAGAUGCACAGUGCUGAAGAGUUCUCGCAAAGUAGGAUAAAGAAGAAGGUGCAAAGUGGAGCAUCUGAGUUUUCUCCGAAAGCAUCCAGAACUCCAAUCUCCUUCCGUGGCCGGGAUGCUCCAGGGUCAGGCUCUUAUGUACGCGUCUCCAGCGAGCCUUUUCUUCCAAUGGAGGAACACUUCCAGAUCGCCCACGAUCACGGCUGGGAUUUUAUGGAAGAGCCUCAUUCUUUUGAAUCCGAAAUGGAUCCGUCGGAGUUUGAUAGCCAGCUCACUUUGGAGUACGAGAAACCAGUGGGAAAUGGGAAUAUUGAGGGAAACCAACGAGGUCAAUCAACCUUUGGACGUUUGGAAACCAAUCGAAGAGACGUGAGAAGGGACGAUGUGGCUGCAAAACAAAACCAUACGGCUUCCAAAGAGAAACUUGUAUCUGGUUCCAGCUUGGAUGUGGAUCACCGCAACCAGCAAGCUGGACAAGAAGAGAUCAAGCUCUUUGAGAAAACCAUUGACGCCAACUCUAGAAGCUCUAAGCUUCAUCCCUGGAGCAGAAGCCCUACAUCAAGCUCUCUCUCUGGGCUCUUCAACGUGUCUUAUCCUCCUGCCAACAGUCUCCAGAGCAUGUCUCCUGUCUUAUCACCUCUGUCUUCGCAACUUCCGAGCCCCCAAAUGAACCACCGGAUUGUGUUGCUGCCUGAGGAAGAUGGAAAUAAACGUUCCACGAGAGACGAGCCUAAAGUCGACACAGAGGUCAUCGACAAAAACGGCAACCGUCGGACGGUCACACGGUUAGACCUGAACCUCAGCAAUCAUUUCUAUCUGAAUGGAGCUAGUACAUCGAGUGCCACGACCUCAGAAAACUCUCUGUUGCGUCCGGAAGAUAUCUGGAUGCUGGAUGCGGAUGAAUCCGUUACCCAGGAGGCUUUGCGGCGUCCCAGCAGACCGGAUCACCUGGACUUCCUGAGAAUCACGCCGCCGGAGGACGACAUCAUCGGAGACACUCCGUAUAAUCCCAAUCUCGGAAUAACGUCUGAGGUCACGUCUCCGUCAGACGGUGAGGACCGAACCCCUGGCCGUCUGCUGGCCGUCUGGCCUCCACCUAAAGAGGACGGAGAGGAGAAGGUGGGCCUGCGUUACACUGAAGCCGAGCACCAGGCCGCGCUCCUGCAGCUGAAGAGAGAGAGUAAAGAGGAGCUGGAGAAACUACAUGCGGAUUUCGAGCUGCAGAUCUUCCAGGUUCGAGGCGAGCAUGCGGAGGUCGUGUCUCGUCUGGAGUCGCUCAUCGGUGGGGUGCAGCGGACGCAGGUGUAUAACACCGUCCAGGAGCGCGGCGAGCUACAGGACGUCUGUGUCUCCACCGAAGACGAGCAGCCGCCCAAAAGCUUCCGCAACGUGUGCGUCCAGACCGACCGCGAAACCUUCAUCAAAACCCCAGCGGGCGACGGGGCCAGACCAGAGCCGAGCUCCAGCUCCAGCCCGCCCAAACAACUGGACCUGGACUCCAUCAGCAUGAGUUUGGGUGUGGGUCCAGGACCGCCUCCUCUUCCUGGUAGCUCCGCCCCUCCACCGCCGCCUCCUCCUCUUACUACAUGUCUGCCAUCUAGUGUAUCGCCUCCUGCUCUCGGUGGGUUUGGAUUCGGACAGGCGACGGAGAAAGCGGCGCGUAAACCGGCCGUGGAACCGGCCUGCCCCAUGAAACCGCUCUACUGGAGCCGCAUCCAGAUUCAGGAUAACAAUAAUAACACGCUCUGGAGUUCACUGGAAGAGCCUGAUAUCAUGAACACCAAAGAGUUUGAGGAUCUGUUCUCCAAAGCCAUCGUCCAGCCCAAGAAGAAGCCGCUGUCAGACACGUACGAGAAGAAGAACAAAGCCAAGAAGAUCAUCAAGCUGCUGGAUGGCAAACGCUCUCAGACCGUGGGAAUAUUAAUAUCCAGCCUCCACCUGGAGAUGAAGGACAUUCAGCAGGCUGUUCUGACGGUGGAUCAUUCUGUGGUGGAUCUGGAGACUAUUGAAGCUUUAUAUGAGAACAGAGCUCAGCCUGACGAACUGGAGAAGAUCAAGAAACAUUACGAGACGUCUAAAGAAGACGAGGUGAAACUUCUGGAUAAACCGGAGCUAUUCCUGUACGAACUCUCCCAGAUUCCCGACUUCGCCCGGCGUGCGCACUGCAUCAUAUUCCAGUCUGUGUUCGUGGACUCCAUAUCAUCCGUCCAUCGGAAGGUGGAGAUCAUCUCUGCUGUGUGCAAGACUUUUCUUGAGAAUGACAGCGUGAAGGACGUGAUCGGCCUCAUCUUGGCCUUUGGGAACUACAUGAACGGUGGAAACCGGACCCGAGGACAGGCAGACGGAUUCGGACUGGACAUUCUGCCUAAAUUAAAAGAUGUCAAGAGCAGGGACAAUCGUAUGAGUCUGGUGGAUUAUGUGGUGUCGUACUACCUGCGAAACAUGGACGAGAACGCAGGAACAGAGAAGAGCGUUUUCCCGCUGCCUGAACCUCAGGAUCUCUUCCACGCUGCUCAGGUCAAGUUUGAAGAUCUCGCAAAAGACCUUCGCAAGUUAAAGAAGGAGCUGACAGCGUGUGUGAAGGAGGUUGAGCAGGUGUGUGAAAACUCCUCUGAGGAACAUCUACAGCCCUUCAAGGACAAGAUGGAGACCUUCGUCAGCACCGCACAAUCAGAGUACGAGACUGAAGACGAGCAGCUGCAGGAGGCACAGAAGAGCUUCCAGGAGAUGGUGACGUACUUCGGGCUCAAACCCAAGUCUGGAGAGAAGGAGGUUUCUCCAAACUACGUCUUCAUGCUGUGGUACGAGUUCUGCAACGAUUUCAAGAGCACCUGGAACCGAGAGAAUAAAAGCAUCUCCAAAGAGAGACUGAAAGAAGCUCAGCAGACCGUCCAGAAAAUCACAUCUGAGAAGAAAGUGGAGACGAAGAAGACCAACGCAAACAGUCUGAAAGAGCGACUGCGAAAGAAAGAAGCCGGCGUUUCGUCCAGCUGAGGACGUGAAGAGCAUUUCAUCAUCAGACACAGGCCUAAAAGUGUUUGGAAACCCUUCCGAUCACCACAUUUUCCUUCUGCCAAAAUGAAGCACUUCUACACUCCUCCUCAGCGGUGAAGCCUAUGCAAUAUCCUGCGUUUACGUGCAACUCAUAUCCAUCCAUUUGAUGUGAGAAAACUACUGAAUCAUAUCAUUAUUACAACCCUACAGUGAGUGUGUGUAAACAAGCCCUGUUUAUUCACAGAAUGAAGGAUUCAUUGAGGAACAGACUAGAAUAUUAUAAUAUUAUUUCCCUGUUGGUUCAUGUGUAAUGAAUUCCGUCACUUAUCCAGUUAUCUCAGGCCCGGAUGUUAUUAUUACAACUCUAUUACAGUGUCAGAUUUUAUUGACCUUUUUUAAUUUGUACAUUUAUUAGGUGCAAUAAAUGUUUUGAACAUCAGCGUCUGCGAAAGGAGAA
This is a messenger RNA of Sinocyclocheilus rhinocerous, 4015 nucleotides long. Its product is annotated as formin-1. The transcript has 20 exons. The record is from RefSeq and is a predicted model, not a curated record. Gene Ontology annotation, molecular function: actin filament binding; microtubule binding. Gene Ontology annotation, biological process: cortical actin cytoskeleton organization; actin nucleation. The coding region runs from base 169 to 3558 and encodes 1129 amino acids. Gene Ontology annotation, cellular component: cytoskeleton; actin filament; cytoplasm. NCBI's taxonomy places the organism in Eukaryota, Metazoa, Chordata, Actinopteri, Cypriniformes, Cyprinidae.